Lampris incognitus (smalleye Pacific opah) is the source of this 2190-nucleotide messenger RNA. It is a transcript of the gene stxbp4, whose product is annotated as syntaxin binding protein 4. Lineage: Eukaryota; Metazoa; Chordata; Actinopteri; Lampriformes; Lampridae. Gene Ontology annotation, cellular component: cytoplasmic vesicle. Gene Ontology annotation, molecular function: syntaxin binding. Gene Ontology annotation, biological process: regulation of insulin secretion involved in cellular response to glucose stimulus; insulin receptor signaling pathway. The transcript is spliced from 22 exons. The record is from RefSeq and is a predicted model, not a curated record. The annotation marks the transcript as partial.
AUGCUACCCAGACGCUCCGUCAUAUUGACCAUCAUGGGGCCACACGGCAUCAACCGAGCCGUGCAGAGGCUGGAGUUCUGCGACUGCAAGAGAGGACUGGGAGUGAAGGUAAUGGGAGGCUACAGAGAACUAACCGGGGAGGAGUUUGGCAUCUACAUCAAGCGGGUGAUAGCCGGUGGACUGGCUGCCAUGGAUGGGCGGCUUAAGUCAGGUGACCUGAUUUUGGAUGUCAAUAACAUCAGUCUGGUAGGAGUCACCAAUGAAAGGGCUGUGGAGAUUUUACGUACCGCCUCGUUCUCCAACCACAUGUCUUUGUUGAUUGUCAGAGAUGACGAGUCCAGGAGGGAAUUUGUCGAGCUGAUGGAGAAGUAUGGCUCCAAUAAUAUCACAGCUUCAGGACGGAUCUCUCCUACACAGCUCUCCACAGGCAAGCUGACAGACACGGCCUCUUCCUCCUCUUCCUCCAGAUCGGAGAGCCCCCAGCUCCUCAGCCCUAAAGAAGGGGUCACUGCCUACACGCAUGCCCCCCCGUAUGCUCCCAACCCUCCCUAUAAUGCCUCCCCCCACGCUGUGCACACUCCCAUGCAUGUCUUCAGUGACAGUGUCAUUCAGUUGAUAUGUGUCUCCAAGGGAACAGGCUUAGGGCUCGUCGUCAGGGGCGGGACUAACCGCGCCGACGGACCAAUGGUGUUCAUUCAGGAAAUAGUGCCGGGAGGAGACUGCCAGAAGGACGGCAGGUUGCAGGUGGGGGACCAGCUGGUGUCCAUCAACAAGGAGUCCUUGAUUGGAGUGACAUAUGAGGAGGCCAGGAGCAUCUUGACACGAACCAAACUCAGACCUGACCCGACGGUGGAGAUCGCCUUCAUCAGGAGGAGGUCAUCUUCCAGCUCCAGCAGUGGACCUCAAAGUCCCAUCUCCCUCCAGGGGCCGGGCAGCGGAGCCGUGCCCCAGAGCAGGUCCCCAGGGCUGGCCACGCUUCCUCCACAACCUACCCUGGUCACCAAGAUCACCUCCAGUCGCAACCCUGCCAGCGAGACACUGCCGUCCGUCAAUGUCAGCCAGGUGCGGGUAGCUCAAGUCAGAACCGACCCAACUUGUGUCCCGCCUCCACCAGAGAGCGACAGCAUAGCAGACACCAAGCCCCCCUCCAGCGGCCAGCCUGCACACAGGAGGUGCUCCAUCAGCACCAGUUGUCGCCUCAAACUAGAGAGGUUGGAGCAGGCUCUGGAUGCGCUUGGCUUAAAGCCCACAGAAGCACAGAGACAGAUGCUGAGGUCCCGACUACGAACAGAUCCGGCUGGGACGGUGGCCUAUGCAGAUUUUGAGACCCUGACCAAGGAGUUGUUUAAGCUCCAGGUGGAAGAGUCGACCGUUGACCAGGCGGGUUCAAGGUUCGCGUCCAAUGACCUGUCCAGUCUCCUAGAGUCCCCCCCUCAUCCACUGCCAUCACUGUCAGAUUCUGAUGAUCUAGAGGAAAUGGAAAGACUGAGGAAAGACCACAUCGAGGCUCUGAGGGAGAUCAAGAAGCUACAGGAGCAGCUGGCUGAGUCCCAGAGACUGAAGCGUGAGAUGGAGGAAGAGCUCGGCAAAGUCAAGCAGGAGGUGAAAGCCGGUGCAGAGGAGAGCAGGGUGCUGCGGAGCCGGGUUCAACUGGCUGAGGCAGCCCAGAAGCAGGCACGGGGGAUGGAGAUGGACUACGAGGAGGUCAUCCACCUCCUGGAGGCCGAGAUAGCCGAGCUGAAGACCCAGAGAGCGGAGCCGCCAGCCCAGCCCAAGGAGGAGACGGAGGAGUUUAAGAAAAGAAUGGCCGUCCUGGAGUGUCAGCUACGGAAGAGUGAAGGGUCCAAAAAGGGCUUUGAGAUGUCCACAGGAAAACUGCUGAAAUUUGUGGAGAACGUUCAAGAGUUUCUUCUUGAAACCCAAGGCCCCACUAAGAGCCACAGCUCCGGAGAUGUGAAAGCUGGGGGCCCGUCCCAAAGUCUGGCCUCCCGCUACCGAAAGAGCCCCUGGACCGUGGCCACACUCACCCAGGAGGCAAAGGAGCUAACUCGGACUGUCAGGGCCAUCCUGGAGGCCGACUGUCUCCCUUAUGGUUGGGAGGAGGCCUACACUGCAGACGGGGUCAAGUACUACAUCAAUCACAUGACCCAGACAACCUCGUGGACCCAUCCUGUGACGAACACCACCCUG